GGUUCCUGGUGGACGCUGGGGGCAGCGGCGACCUGGGGGUGUUGUUCGCGGGCCACGCCGCCCGCGCUUUCAUGUUAAUUGCGAAUCGGCUUUGCGGCCAGAUGGCGGGGAAGCGCCGGGACCCUUUGUGCGCCCUGAGCGCGCCUGUGAAUGUCGCGCAGUCCUUGGCACCGGAAGGGUUCACACUGCGUGUGAAAGGGGACAAAGGGGGCUGGAUAUAUCAACACUGCAGAAACCGAGUUCAUUUGUCAUGCAGCCCCUUUCAGCGCGGUUGUCAUGCAAACUUCCUUCUUUGAUCAGCAGAGGGUGGAGAGCGAGAAAGCGCGCAAAGCCGCGGGCCCGGCCGGGCGCCCUUGGCGGCUCCGCCCCUUCCGGAAGGAGCCGCGGGGACCAGGCCUCCUGCACCUUGACCCGUCUAGACGCCGCACGAGGUUUUGUCUUGGUUUCCAAGGACGCGGGGUGCUCUUUGACCCGCGCCCGGGGCGGAGGUGGUGGCACGGAGCCCGGCGCGCCCUGGCAGGUCCCGGAGGGAGAGGGGCUCCCGGGACGCGCGCCAGCUGUUCCCAGACAAACCGAGGCCUGUGAGGGGCGCCCCGGGUUCCCCUGGCCCAGUCCGAGGCGUUCCUCGUCGACCUUUUGGAUAAAGUUUGUAUGCGAAUGAACGAUUACCAGCUGGAGGACGACCCAGUGACCAAGCAGAAGUAUUUCAGGAGAUACGCUCCGAGAAAGGGAGACAAAAUAUACAAAGAAUAUAAAAAGUUCUUCUUUUAUUCUGAUGCCUUCAAACCUUUGAAAUUCGCGUGCGAAGCCAUCAUUGAGAAGUAUGAGGAUGAGAUAUUCGCACUUAUCGCCCAGGAGGCACACCAUCUAGCUGACAUGCUGUGCAGUGAAAAAUCAGAUCUGUGUGGCACUCCAGUCAGUCGUCCCGAACCCUAGGAGUGAGGAGUGGAGUCACAGCCCCAAAGGUCACUGUGCGCCUCACAUCUUGCGACUGCCAUGAUAAGGAAUUUCAUCUCGUGUCUGUUGUACUUGUCUCAUGCGUGAUAUUGGUUUGAAAAUCUCUGACUUGGCAUCAUGACAAACUCCAACUCUUCUCUUAGGUGAAAAAAAGUUUAUAAAACUGAGCACCCCUUUGCAUAUUUGGACGGAAGCUGGGUUGGCAAUAGAGCAUUAAAUUUAGCCGUGGGGAAAAA
Molecule: messenger RNA, 1193 nt
Organism: Peromyscus leucopus (white-footed mouse)
Lineage: Eukaryota; Metazoa; Chordata; Mammalia; Rodentia; Cricetidae
Gene: Cnpy1
Product: canopy FGF signaling regulator 1
Cellular component (GO): endoplasmic reticulum
Source: RefSeq, a predicted model, not a curated record